Molecule: messenger RNA, 1153 nt
Organism: Carassius auratus (goldfish)
Lineage: Eukaryota; Metazoa; Chordata; Actinopteri; Cypriniformes; Cyprinidae
Product: voltage-dependent P/Q-type calcium channel subunit alpha-1A-like
Exons: 5
Coding region: 473-1153 (226 amino acids)
Biological process (GO): calcium ion import across plasma membrane; chemical synaptic transmission
Cellular component (GO): voltage-gated calcium channel complex; membrane; neuronal cell body
Molecular function (GO): high voltage-gated calcium channel activity
Source: RefSeq, a predicted model, not a curated record
GUCUCCAAGUACAACUGUUGUGUGGAAGCGGAAAGCAAAUCAUUGCUGAAGAGAAAAAAACGUUUGUGCGUGCUUAUGGAAUACAUGAAUUCGCGCUUUUGAUUUCACCAGCUCGUUUUUUCCGUCUUCGUGAAGCGUAAGGGAUGGUGCACAUUUUGGUUCCGUGACCUGUCAGCUGGAUCAGGUUGUGUUGGAUGGAUGUGGCACGAAUUGGAAGGUUACACAUUUUCCAUUGUCUGAAAUGCACUCAACGGGAAUGACAUUUCUAUGACAAAUUUCUCUUUUGUGCGUUUUUCUGAGCAAUGGAGUGAGGCGAGGGCGCACGGAGAGCUGGUUAAAAGGGACUUUAUAUUUUUAAUUCACUUCACAUAGACUGAUGGAAACUCUACGUGGUAACAUAUGUCUGUACUGUAAUGUGCACUCUUCAUCUAAUAUUUAAUGCCAGUUUGGAUUUUACCUGUUGGAUAUCUGCAUGUCUAGGAUGGCUCGCUUUGGAGACGAUCUGUCCACCCGCUAUGGAGGUCCAGCGUGCGCCGGGAGAGGGGGAGCCCGGGCAGGAGGUCCCUCGGGCGGUCAAAGAAUGUACAAACAGUCGAUGGCUCAAAGAGCCAGGACAAUGGCUUUAUAUAAUCCUAAACAAACCAAACAGAACUGCUUCUCUGUCAACCGCUCUUUGUUCAUCUUCAGUGAGGACAAUAUCAUCAGGAAAUACGCCAAAAGAAUAACCGAGUGGCCUCCAUUUGAGUACCUUAUCCUCACUACCAUCAUUGCCAACUGCAUCGUACUGGCCCUCGAACAGCAUCUCCCUGCCAUGGACAAGACCCCCAUGUCUGAACGCCUGGACGACACAGAGCCCUACUUUAUCGGAAUAUUCUGUUUCGAAGCCGGCAUUAAGAUCAUCGCCUUGGGCUUUGUGUUUCACAAAGGCUCUUACCUACGCAACGGCUGGAACGUAAUGGACUUUGUGGUUGUUCUGACAGGUAUAUUCAUUGUGAAUGGCAUCGCCAUUUCCAUACCCAGACAUUGUGCUGUUAUUACCAUUGCCCACUGUUACCUCGACAACAGCAGUCUGGCCUCUGCUGUCCUCAGGAAACCUGGCUAUCGUCAUGUCAUUGUCUUUGCAGAUGAAGGGAAGGAAGUUCUGGUCACUUGA